AUGCUGGUGUUUGAGUUACUCAUUGCCUUCACCAGUUGCCGGAAUGAAAGCAGAGAGAGCCACCGACACGUGGCUCCGCGGGGAUUCGGGUCCUGGACAGACAGCUGCGGGGUCUGGACAGAUGGCCCCUCCAGUGCCAGCCCCACGUCUCUGGCUUUCCUGGCAAGGCCUCCGUCUGACCCGUGUUCUCCACUCUUGGCUGCAGGUGGAGGUUCCAACCCAUUCCAGCACCUGGAGAAAAGUGCAGUGUUGCAGGAGGCCCGAGUCUUUAAUGAAACUCCUAUCAACCCUCGGAAAUGUGCCCACAUCCUUACCAAGAUCCUUUACAUCAUAAACCAGGGGGACCACCUGGGGACCACCGAAGCGACAGAGGCCUUCUUCGCGAUGACCAAGCUCUUUCAGUCCAAUGAUCCCACGCUCCGCCGGAUGUGUUACCUGACCAUCAAGGAGAUGUCAUGCAUUGCCGAAGACGUCAUCAUCGUCACCAGCAGCCUGACAAAAGAUAUGACGGGGAAGGAAGAUAACUACCGAGGCCCUGCUGUUCGAGCACUCUGCCAGAUCACAGAUAGUACUAUGCUGCAGGCCAUUGAGCGCUACAUGAAACAAGCUAUUGUGGACAAGGUGCCCAGUGUCUCCAGUUCUGCCUUGGUAUCGUCAUUGCACCUGCUGAAGUGCAGCUUCGACGUUGUCAAGCGCUGGGUGAACGAGGCCCAGGAGGCAGCUUCCAGUGAUAACAUCAUGGUCCAGUACCAUGCAUUGGGUCUCCUAUAUCACGUGCGGAAGAAUGACCGCCUGGCAGUCAGUAAGAUGAUCAGCAAGUUCUCCCGGCAUGGCCUGAAGUCUCCCUUUGCCUACUGUAUGAUGAUCCGGGUGGCCAGCAAGCUGCUGAACGAGGAGGACUGCGGCCAGGAUAGCCCACUGUUUGACUUCAUCGAGAGCUGCUUGCGUAACAAGUAUGAGAUGGUGGUGUAUGAAGCUGCCUCGGCUAUUGUCAAUCUGCCAGGCUGCAGUACCAAAGAGCUGGCCCCCGCUGUGUCAGUGCUCCAGCUGUUCUGCAGCUCACCCAAGGCUGCGCUCCGCUAUGCUGCUGUCCGCACCCUGAAUAAGGUAGCCAUGAGACACCCCUCUGCUGUGACAGCCUGCAACCUGGACCUGGAGAACCUGGUCACAGAUUCCAACCGCAGCAUUGCCACGCUGGCCAUUACCACCCUCCUCAAGACAGGCAGCGAGAGCAGCAUCGACCGCCUCAUGAAGCAGAUCUCCUCCUUCGUGUCAGAGAUCUCUGACGAGUUCAAGGUGGUGGUUGUGCAGGCCAUCAGCACCCUGUGUCAGAAGUACCCUCGAAAACAGGCUGUCCUCAUGAGCUUCCUGUUCACCAUGCUGCGGGAGGAGGGAGGCUUCGAAUAUAAGCGAGCUAUUGUGGACUGCAUCAUCAGCAUCAUUGAGGAGAACUCGGAGAGCAAGGAGACGGGUCUGUCCCAUCUGUGUGAAUUCAUCGAGGACUGCGAGUUCACUGUGCUGGCCACCCGAAUCCUGCAUCUGCUAGGCCAGGAGGGACCCAAGACCAACAGCCCCUCCAAGUAUAUCCGCUUCAUCUAUAACCGAGUGGUCCUGGAGCAUGAGGAGGUCCGGGCAGGUGCUGUGAGUGCUCUGGCCAAGUUUGGAGCCCAGAAUGAAGAGAUGUUGCCCAGUAUCUUGGUGUUGCUGAAGAGGUGUGUGAUGGACGAUGACAAUGAAGUAAGAGACCGAGCUACCUUCUACCUGAAUGUCCUGGAGCAGAGGCAGAAGGCUCUCAAUGCAGGCUAUAUCCUAAAUGGUCUGACUGUGUCCAUCCCCGGUCUGGAGAGGGCUCUGCAGCAGUACACUCUCGAGCCAUCAGAAAAACCAUUUGACCUCAAGUCUGUGCCCCUGGCCACCACACCUAUCGCAGAGCAGAGAACUGAAACCACACCUGUUACCGUAGCAAAACAGCCUGAGAAAGUAGCUGCCACCCGGCAGGAGAUCUUCCAGGAGCAGUUGGCAGCAGUGCCAGAGUUUCGUGGGCUGGGGCCCCUCUUCAAGUCCUCGCUUGAGCCUGUAGCCCUUACCGAGUCGGAGACAGAGUAUGUCAUUCGCUGCACUAAACACACCUUUGCUGACCACAUGGUGCUUCAGUUUGACUGCACAAACACGCUCAACGACCAGACCUUGGAGAAUGUCACAGUGCAGUUGGAGCCCACGGAGGCCUACGAGGUGCUCUGUUAUGUGCCUGCCCGGAGCCUACCCUACAACCAGCCUGGGACUUGCUACACGCUGGUGGCUGUGCCCAGGGAAGACCCCACAGCUGUGGCCUGCACCUUCAGCUGUGUCAUGAAGUUCACUGUCAAGGACUGUGACCCAACCACGGGAGAGACAGAUGAUGAGGGCUAUGAGGAUGAGUACGUGCUGGAGGAUCUAGAAGUCACUGUAGCUGACCACAUCCAAAAGGUCAUGAAACCAAGCUUUGAAGCAGCCUGGGAAGAGGUUGGGGAUGAGUUUGAGAAAGAGGAGACAUUCACUCUGUCUACCAUCAAGACGCUCGAAGAGGCUGUGGGCAAUAUUGUGAAGUUUUUGGGAAUGCAUCCUUGUGAGAGAUCAGACAAGGUGCCAGACACCAAGAACACUCAUACCACUGUGCUGUCUCCUUCCAGGUGUGUUCCGCGGUGGCCAUGACAUCCUUGUGCGAGCCCGGCUACUGCUUCUGGACACAGUGACGAUGCAGGUGACAGCCAGAAGUUCACAGGAACUGCCAGUAGACGUUCUCUUGGCAUCUGUGGGCUAGGGGUCCAGCCUACAUAGGCACUACUCUUAUUUUCCCCAACAGUCACAGAAGUUGUGCCUUCUCCCAAAACCGUUAACCCUUUCCCAAGCCUCUGCCCACAGAUAAAUAAAAUAAAAUUAACAAUUAUUGUG
Messenger RNA from Dipodomys ordii (Ord's kangaroo rat), 2931 nucleotides. RefSeq names its product coatomer protein complex, subunit gamma 1 (gene Copg1). Bases 1 to 2691 code for a protein of 896 amino acids. The transcript has 24 exons. Gene Ontology annotation, biological process: organelle transport along microtubule; intra-Golgi vesicle-mediated transport; intracellular protein transport. The record is from RefSeq and is a predicted model, not a curated record. Gene Ontology annotation, cellular component: Golgi membrane; endoplasmic reticulum; COPI vesicle coat. Lineage: Eukaryota; Metazoa; Chordata; Mammalia; Rodentia; Heteromyidae. Gene Ontology annotation, molecular function: structural molecule activity.